AUGUCAGGCCUGCAACGACGACGUGUCAACAACACGGCUUCGGCCGACGAGACCUGGGGCAGCUCUGAACGACAGACGUCGACCGUGCCAAAGACGGACGAAGACGGUCCCAAAAUCGGAUACGACCCCAAAGACAUACGCACGGCGGAGGAGGAGGAGAAGCAGCCGCGCCUGACGCUCAUGGAGGAGGUGCUGCUGAUGGGGCUCAAGGACCAGCAAGGGUAUCUGUCUUUCUGGAACGACAACAUCUCGUACGCGCUGCGGGGCUGCAUCAUCAUGGAGCUGGCUCUACGUGGCAAGGUCCAGAUGGUGAACGACACAAACCGCCGACGCUUCCCCAUUUCGGACCGGUACAUUGAGGUCAUCAACGACAAGCUGACAGGCGAGGCGCUGCUGGACGAAACCAUCAAAAUCAUGAAGGCCUCUGAAAAGCUCACCGUCGGCACCUGGAUCAAUUAUCUGUCAGGCGAGACCUGGAACCUGUCCAAGAUCAGCUACCAGCUCAAGCAAGUGAGAGAACGGCUUUCCAAGGGCCUGGUCGACAAGGGCAUUCUGAGAACCGAGAAACGCAACUUUUUCCUUUUUGAUAUGCCCACCCACCCCGUCGCAGACACGGGCGCCAAGGAGGACAUCAAAAAACGCGUGCUGUCGCUUCUCACCGCACGUACCGUUGUCAUCAACCCAUCUCCUUAUUUGCCCGAGGGCGUGCCCUUCCGAUACCUCCGAUCUGUCGGAGCAGUAUGUGGCGCCUAUGCUGCCAACGUGCUUGAAAACGUGCUCGCAGAUCUGAGCUACGAGAUGCGUGACCAGGCAUUUGCACGAGCUGACGAUUUGUUGAACGACUUUUCCGAGUGGCCCUUUGUGGAGAAGCCUGGUCAGACCCAGAACGUGGGCGUGAACUUGUUCCAGGAAAUCAACGACGAGAUUGCAGCCAACCCGAAUAAAGAGCUGCAGCUGGAGGUGGUGGCUGGAGUGUUUGACAUUUUUGCAAACUUGGACAGCAUUUUGUGA
Molecule: messenger RNA, 1011 nt
Organism: Yarrowia lipolytica CLIB122
Lineage: Eukaryota; Fungi; Ascomycota; Dipodascomycetes; Dipodascales
Biological process (GO): retrograde vesicle-mediated transport, Golgi to endoplasmic reticulum; Golgi to plasma membrane protein transport; Golgi organization
Cellular component (GO): trans-Golgi network; cytosol; Golgi cisterna
Molecular function (GO): phosphatidylinositol-4-phosphate binding
Source: RefSeq, a predicted model, not a curated record